UGACAAGCGCACGCACGACACUGCCGUAGGAGCAGGCGAGAUGCUCCGCCGUCUCGCCGCGCGGCGUCUACGGCCGGCCGCCGGAGGGUACCACUCGUCGGCCGCUGCGACGGCCUACGCCCACGGAGGAGGAGGCGGCGCCUCCGUGCUCCCCGACGGCCUCGACCGGGGCUCCGAAGCGUACGCCCGCAACGCCGCCGCCGUCGGGGGCCUCCUCUCCGACCUGCGCGACCGCGUCUCCCAGGUGCUGGCCGGGGGAGGCGCGGAGGCGGUGAGGCGGAACAGGUCGCGGGGGAAGCUGCUGCCGCGGGAGCGCAUCGAUCGCCUGCUCGACCCCGGCGCCUCCUUCCUCGAGCUCUCCCAGCUUGCAGGAUCUGGAGUUUAUGAGGAACCAUUACCAUCAGGGGGUAUAAUAACUGGAAUAGGACCUGUCCAUGGACGAUUAUGUAUGUUUGUAGCCAAUGAUCCAACUACAAAAGGGGGAACAUACUAUCCUAUCACUGUCAAAAAGCAUCUGCGGGCGCAGGAAAUAGCUUCUGAAUGUAAACUGCCUUGCAUAUAUCUUGUUGACAGUGGAGGUGCUAAUCUUCCCAGGCAGGCUGAAGUUUUCCCUGACCGUGAUAAUUUUGGUCGAAUAUUCUACAAUCAAGCUAAGAUGUCAUCAGAUGGCAUUCCGCAGAUUGCAUUAGUUUUAGGCUCUUGUACUGCUGGUGGAGCUUACAUUCCUGCAAUGGCUGAUGAGAGUGUAAUAGUAAAGGGAAAUGGAACAAUUUUUCUGGCUGGUCCACCACUUGUAAAGGCUGCUACAGGAGAAGAGAUAUCUGCUGAGGACCUUGGUGGAGCAUCAGUGCAUUGCAAGAUAUCAGGAGUCUCAGAUCACUUUGCACAAGAUGAGCUUCAUGGGCUAACACUGGGGAGAAACAUUGUGAAGAACCUUCACUUGGCGGCUAAAGUACCAAAUGUACAGAAUUCUUCUUGUGAUUACCAAGAGCCAUUGUAUGAUGCACAGGAACUUCGCUCGAUUGCCCCAGCUGAUAUGAAGCAGUCUUUUGACAUUCGCUCAGUAAUAGCUCGUAUAGUUGAUGGAAGUGAAUUCGAUGAAUUCAAAAAAUUGUAUGGAACAACACUGGUGACUGGUUUUGCAAGGAUUUGUGGACAGCCUAUUGGAAUUAUUGGCAACAAUGGUAUUUUAUUUACAGAGUCAGCCCUAAAGGGUUCCCACUUCAUAGAGUUGUGUGCCCAGCGCAAUAUACCUCUCAUAUUCCUUCAAAAUAUUACUGGAUUCAUGGUUGGAUCAAAAUCUGAAGCAAGUGGAAUAGCAAAAGCUGGAGCAAAAAUGGUUAUGGCAGUUUCCUGUUCCAAGGUACCUAAAAUUACCAUUAUCGUUGGUGGAAGUUUUGGUGCUGGAAACUAUGGAAUGUGUGGACGUGCAUACAGCCCAAACUUUUUGUUUAUGUGGCCAACUGCUAGAAUAUCUGUCAUGGGUGGUCUCCAGGCAGCCGGUGUCCUUGCUCAAAUAGAGAAGAACAACAAAAAAAGACAAGGAGUGGAGUGGACCAAAGAUGAGGAAGAAGCCUUCAAAGCUAAAGUUGUGGAGGCUUAUGACAAAGAAGGAAGCCCAUACUACUCUACCGCUAGACUUUGGGACGACGGGAUCAUCGACCCUGCAGAUACCAGACGGGUUUUAAGCCUCUGCUUAUCUGCUGCAGCUAAGCCAGUUCCAGAAGAUACAAAAUAUGGAGUAUUUCGAAUGUGAAUCGUGUAUUAUAACUGUACAAAUCCCUGUAUACUGUAUAGUAAAUUCUGCGUUCAUGCGCAUUGAAAUAAAAUGGCUUUCCAUUGCUUAUUUUGCAACUAGAGUUGCGGCCUGAUGUCUCUUUAACUUUCUCCUGUU
Molecule: messenger RNA, 1894 nt
Organism: Oryza brachyantha (malo sina)
Lineage: Eukaryota; Viridiplantae; Streptophyta; Magnoliopsida; Poales; Poaceae
Product: methylcrotonoyl-CoA carboxylase beta chain, mitochondrial
Exons: 10
Coding region: 41-1756 (571 amino acids)
Biological process (GO): L-leucine catabolic process
Cellular component (GO): mitochondrion; methylcrotonoyl-CoA carboxylase complex
Molecular function (GO): methylcrotonoyl-CoA carboxylase activity
Source: RefSeq, a predicted model, not a curated record